Sclerotinia sclerotiorum 1980 UF-70 is the source of this 531-nucleotide messenger RNA. RefSeq lists its product with no specific name. NCBI's taxonomy places the organism in Eukaryota, Fungi, Ascomycota, Leotiomycetes, Helotiales, Sclerotiniaceae. The transcript has 5 exons. The coding region runs from base 1 to 531 and encodes 176 amino acids. The record is from RefSeq and is a predicted model, not a curated record.
AUGUCAGAAAACUGUAUCCUACUUUUGCAUUUAUUUAUUCCCAUUAGACGGCACGCAUCCGCGAGACAAGGGAGAUUGAAGCAUGCCGAAUGGUUAAAAUCUACUCUGAAAAUCCAAAAGUUGCCAGGAUCACCUGCCUUGGUUAUAGCUCAUACUAUCAAACCUAGUGCUCUUUUCUCCUUUCCGACGUCGAAUAUGUUAAUCAUUGAGGGCUUAGCAGGAUAUGAGGGGUCUGGUGGUACUGGACUUUCUCCUCCUGGGGCGGGCCUUGCGAGAUCCGGCACGAUGGCGAAUCAUGGCUUUGCCCUCAAGAAAUUUGUUUUCAUUAUAUGUAACGACUCCACUCCACCACCAUGUUAUGCCAGGCAGCCCAUGUGUUUGAGGAGUCUUGUCCUGACAUGGGAGGAGGGCUAUUCGCCAUUCGGAGCUUCGCCUGUUAACAAACCCCAGAAAGCUAAAAUUGUUAUUUUGGUCGAAAAAGCUACUCUCGUACAGCUAGCUAUGCCUAUAUGGACUGACAAGCUUCCGUAA